AGUAGCAGUAGCAGCCAUCUCGAUUCCGUUCAUUCGACUAGUAGAUUCCUUCUUCAGAUGGCAGGUGGUAGUAAGUUUGGAUUAUUGUUAGCAGGAGCGGUGGCGGUCGGAGCAGCUGCGGCAGUGUUGAAGAUCAAAGGACCAUCGGUAUGGGACAAAGACGCAGUCGUCGAACUCUUCAGACACAUGUCCGAUCGAUUGGGUAAUUGGGCGAUUCCAGUUUAUGUCGGGAUCCACACCAUCUCCCUCUCUCUAUGUCUUCCCUACGCUGUCUUCUUCGAAGCUGGUGCUUCUCUCCUCUUCGGAUUCUUUCCAGCCUUGCUCUGUGUCUUCUCCGCCAAAGUUAUGGGCGCUUCCCUCUCCUUCUGGAUCGGAAGGAUUCUUUUUAGGCGCUCUAGUUCGGCAGUAGCGUGGGCCCAUGGAAACAAAUAUUUUCAUGUGCUGUUAAGGGGAGUGGAACGUGAUGGUUGGAAGUUUGUUCUACUUGCCCGAUUUUCCCCCAUUCCAUCAUAUGUCAUUAAUUACGCAUUAGCCGCCACAAAUGUCCAAUUUUUAAGGGAUUUUCUAGCGCCAACUGUCCUAGGGUGCCUACCCAUGAUCUUACAAAACACAUCCAUCGGUAGCCUUGCUGGCGCAGCCGUGGCGUCCACCUCAGCAUCUCAAUCUGACAAGUCAAAGAUCUGGUCAUACGUGUUCCCAAUGCUUGGUAUUUCAUCUAGCAUUCUCAUCUCCUUAAGAAUCAAAAAGUACUCUUCAAGUAUAUCACUUGAUGUCAAACCUGAGGAGAAGACAAGAUGACAAACCAGAUGUUAAGCGAGUGUGGGGGAGGGGGAUAUGUGAACUUUUUAUUAACAGACGCUAAUCUUGUAUGUUAUUGGAAAGAAUUAAGUAAUUAAUGGUAUUUAGUUUUUUUUA
This is a messenger RNA of Lactuca virosa, 915 nucleotides long. Lineage: Eukaryota; Viridiplantae; Streptophyta; Magnoliopsida; Asterales; Asteraceae. The record is from the annotation of a GenBank genome assembly.